Molecule: messenger RNA, 330 nt
Organism: Galendromus occidentalis (western predatory mite)
Lineage: Eukaryota; Metazoa; Arthropoda; Arachnida; Mesostigmata; Phytoseiidae
Product: keratin-associated protein 19-2
Exons: 1
Coding region: 1-330 (109 amino acids)
Source: RefSeq, a predicted model, not a curated record
AUGAGAACUUCACUUGUAUUCGCGGUACUCGCUGCUCUCUUGCUGAGUUCAGAAGCUCUCUUCCUCAAGAAGAAGCUCGCCCUCGGCAUCGGCGCAGCUCUCGGAGUUGGUCUCGUCGGUGGACUUCUAGCAGCGAAGCAUCACAAGGGAUACGGCUACGGUGGCUAUUAUGGAGGACACGGCCACGGAAGUUACUACGGUGGUUACGGCAAAGGACACUACUUCAGUGGUUACGGCAAAGGACACUACUACCCCUCGUAUUCAUAUGGGUACAGUGGAUACGAUGGCGGCUGGUCCCCUUACAGCGACGGAUACUACGGUGGAUGGUAA